UUGGCUUCAGCAACGGUGGACCGAGCGGUGUGGGUCGAAGUCCGUGCAGUUCGCAGUUCUUCAGCGCAGUGCCAAGCGCUGAAUCCGCUGAAUCAACCACCACACCAUGCAGGUUGGUCCACAUGGGAGCCAGAGAACAACCAGGCCAGUUUCUGCAGGAGCAGCAGCGGCCCGGACCCUAAGACUUCCCUUGCCGAAAUUGGAGGACGUGACGCAGGCUUUGCUGCUGGUUGCACUAACGUUCUACUCCCGAGGUCACGUGGGUGCCAGCUCUUUCUUGGCUCCAACUGCGACCAGGCGUCUUUCGCCGGCAACGCCCUCGUUGGUGAACUCGGGCUGCUGCCGCUUUGCCCCGCACUACCAAGGAGUGGAUUGGCAAGACCCCAAGGUGCGCGAGGACUUCAUGGCGAACCUGCUGAGCGUGGAGCGCCGCUUCUUCGCCGCCCCAGAUGUGGCCUUUGAUCGAGAUUCGGGCAUGACCUACGAUGGGACGAGCUUGAACCUGACGACCGGAGGAUUACAGUCCGACGGCUUGCGGGUUUUUUCUGCGGCCUCCAAGGAGGCUUUGCACUUGAGUUUGUUGGCCAUUGCCUUGCAGCCGCCUCAGGAUGUGGACGAGGAGCGUCGGGAGUUGCUGCCCUUGGUCUACAGCAUGGAUGAGGCCUUGGAGAUCUUGGAGAAGAAGGUGAGUUCCAUGGAGGACUUCGAUCGACGCUUCCCUGCCUGUGGCGGCUUCCUCCCCUGGUUCUGUUCUCGUGGCAUCAGCAAUGGCAGCUGCAAAGGCCUCAACGAGACCUUCACCUUCAUUGAACCCAAAGUGGACUCCGCCUCCGUGCUCAGUGUGCCCGCUUUGGACAAUGGGCAGAUGGCCUGGGCAGCAGUUGCUCUGGUCCAAGUGCUGCAGAAGCGGAGCUCUGAAAGCAGUCGGAUUUCUACCCUGGCUCAGCGCUGGGAAAACCGCCUGAAGCGCAUGCGGGCCACUGCUGUGAACCUCUUCUACGACGGCCCGGGCACCGGCACUGUCCGUGCCAUCGCCACGAUCAAGAAUGCCAGCGUGGAUGCCGCCAACAAUUCCACCAAUGCCUACAAUGCAGAGAACUACGUGCUUUGGGAUCCGUUCGAAGGUGAGAUGGUUGUUCUCUUCAUUGACCUCAUGGGGAAUUGGAGCAACUACACCGACCCCCAGGCGGAGAAGGACAAGAUUUGGAACAUCAAAGCGCAGCACGUGGAUCCAGUUCUCUACAAUGAGAGCAACAAUACCUAUGUGAUCCAGGAGGGCUUUUGGUUCUCCGCGCAUGAGCAAUGGAAGACCCUUCAGCUGCCUUACUUGCAGAUUCCAUUGGUGCAUCAUCUCUUCCGGAACGGAGAGAUGGCGCGCCUGACCUUCUCUGUGGUGAAGAACUUGAACGGCCUCAUGGCAUCUGUGAAUGCACCGACAGGCUUCCACUGUGAUAGCGCCUCAGGCGCGUACUGCAGCGCUCUUGGUAUCCAGUCUCUGGCAGAGCAGCCGAUUCUGACGGACCACGUCUUGACGCCCUAUGGCGCCUUUCCAGCGAUCCUCAUCGAACCGGCAGCAGGCUUAGCGUGGUACCAGCACAUGCUCCGCAUGCCACGCGCACAAACAGCUCUGGGCAGCAUUGAAUCCUUCUUGCAGAAUGGCACCUCUGUGGCAGCCAUGGUGACAUGGGAUGCCAAGGUCACCAGUGUCGUGGCCAUGCUGGGCGGCACCGGUGAUCUGGUACGUGCUCGGAUGGAGACCGAAGGUGUCAUGGACACCUUCGUUCAGCGUGUGGAAAGCAUGUAUGCGGACGUCUUCCAGAAGCCCUUGGCACAGACCAUGAAGAAAGGAGAGUCAAUGAGUGCGCGCAUCGCCGAACUUCCGGCGUUGCCUCUGCCGGCGGACCAGGCGAUGCCUAGCGAGCCCUACCACUACGCCAUGUGCGGAUGUGCGUCGCCCUAGGCUGAAGCAUUGGACCGGCACUGCCUGGCUCUGCUGCCUGCGAGAUGGUGUAUUUCCAGGCUGCAGAAUUCCGAAUUCGUUGCCAGAGUCUGUGGAAUUCACCCACCGUUCCGGAGACGUCCAUAGACAAGCGACUCAGAGUCGGUCUUUCGUUUGCACCAACAACCUUCGGUGGAUUCUGCGGCUCGUUUGGUUCGUCGAACACAUGGGUCGAACAGCAACUGCGGUGCGUUGGCCGAGCUUCCCCCGUUGUACAGACGGGUCCACGAUCGGCUGCAUCCAAUUCCAUGCCUUGUACAGGGCCUCAGAAGCCGCGUUCGUUUAGCACUUCGGAAGGUCCAAGAGAGUUCACGUGACGCCUGACGCCGGUGAAAACUGAU
Messenger RNA from Durusdinium trenchii, 2340 nucleotides. The record is from the annotation of a GenBank genome assembly. NCBI's taxonomy places the organism in Eukaryota, Dinophyceae, Suessiales, Symbiodiniaceae.